This is a messenger RNA of Salvelinus fontinalis (brook trout), 19037 nucleotides long. RefSeq names its product nuclear factor of activated T-cells 5-like. The record is from RefSeq and is a predicted model, not a curated record. Gene Ontology annotation, cellular component: transcription regulator complex. The coding region runs from base 10531 to 14325 and encodes 1264 amino acids. Gene Ontology annotation, biological process: calcineurin-NFAT signaling cascade; cytokine production; regulation of transcription by RNA polymerase II. The transcript has 13 exons. Gene Ontology annotation, molecular function: transcription factor binding; RNA polymerase II cis-regulatory region sequence-specific DNA binding; DNA-binding transcription factor activity, RNA polymerase II-specific. NCBI's taxonomy places the organism in Eukaryota, Metazoa, Chordata, Actinopteri, Salmoniformes, Salmonidae.
UGCCAUCCUCCACUCAGCAAAACCCAGCAGCAGCCAUGAGCCAGAAGAGCGGUGGAGAGGCGGUUCCUCCUCCCUCAGCGGCCCUUGACUCAGGUAAGCCCCUCCUCCUCUACCCCCUUUUCUCUUCUGCCUCCAAGGUAACAGUGAGCAGUGCUGGUAAUGGUUCCAUCCUGUUUCCUGGAGUCAACCCUUCUUUAGGCUACCUGCAAGACCACUUCCAACUACAUUAGGGGUAGGCAGCUCACAGUCUGUACCUGUAGACUUACACCUGCAUGUAGAGAGUACAGCCAAUAGGCAAGGAGCAGCUGCUGAAGACCGGAGUUAUGAGGCCUUAUUGCCCUCUCCCUUGGGCGUCCUGUGGCCCUCAGAAAACAUACUGCACACAAUGCCAGCCAGCCAUCCCUGGGCCCUGGGGGCUUGCUCACAUCUCUGAAGACUGAACAGUUCUGACUGUGAGUGAUGGGAACCACCUGUUCCUGUUUUUUUGUUUUGGUGUGCAUUAUCCCCUGGGUUUUACACAGAGAUAAUUAUUGCAGACAUGCAGAACUAUGAGCACCUUUAUAUCAUGAUCUGUUGCUGGUUGCUAUAAACCUCACAGCUCAGAUGUAAUCAGCUCCAGCUGCAGCCCCUUUUAGAAUCCCAAUCAGAGGGCUAGACUGAAAAUGAGCUGUAGUAAAGCAUUGCCUGGUUUUGUGCUGACACAAUGAUUCUAUACAGGGACUGUAGGAUCCAAACAUCUCUUUAUGACACAGGCCUACAGGUUGCAAGCAGAUCAGAAAGGUCUCUUUUUAAUGUGCUUUAGAGUAGACAUUUUUAAAGGUUUUCCCAUCAGGGCGUAGGGGCUGUUACACACAAACAGAGAGGGCAUUCUUGCUCUCCAUAGAAAUCCAACUUCAUGAUCCUAGCUCAACAAUUGGCUAAACGGAUUACACUGUUUUGAGUGGUUGGGUUAUGCCAAAACAAAGUCAUGCCUACAGUCCUUGCUGGGAACACUGUGCCUUGCAGUUGGAGUCUAAGGAAACCCUCUUCAUUCCAUGCCAUUAGAGGACACCCCUGAUUCUUUCGGGGCACACAAGACCUACAGAGUCCCUAUCUUCUUGGGCUGUCUGAAUGAUCUUCAAUACGGCAGUCUGUCUUUUUGGGAUCCACUAAAUCAUGAAAGGCAAAAUGUACCCCAUUAAUUGACAAUAGCGAUUGGCUCCCAGUCUGUUAUUGUACAUUUGUGAAGAUAGAUGUUAUAAAAAUGCAAACCAUCUCUCUUUGGAACAAGACACAAGUCAGAACCCGGGUACAAAACCAUUUCUGUACUGCUCACAAAAGCAUUGUUUGAGAUCCAAAAAUGUUAAGUAAUUCAGUGAUACCUCUUUGCAAAAUUCCAGAAAUAUCACUAACUGUUUACUUAUGUGUCUUGCAGCUAUUUUGCUUAACCAGUUACUGCCACACCAUUAAUUAAAGUAGUAUCUUCUGACACGUUGCAUCAGUCUGUGUAAGGCUAAAUAGUACAUCUAGUACACUACAGUACUUACACAUAAGGAAUCCAGAAAAAAUCACUGAAACUAGUAUGUUUGCAACUGUAGGCCUAAAUGUUAAUUAACCCAAUAUCAUAUUCAAAGCAAGAGGAAAAAAUAUAAAACAAAACACCUUUUUCUGGUUAAAUCUGUCACAACCUGAACGUUCAAAAUGCAAUUCACUUUAGCUCUUUUUACUCUGCCCCUUACCAAAGUGCCCCGGUUUAGAGUGAGUUUCAGUAGAACCAGAAGUCUGUUACCUUCGGACAUCAGUGCUUCAAUGCAGCCAAUGCAGCCCUCAGACAAGGCGGGACAUACUGGCUGUAGCUGGAGGAAGGUGAAGUAUUUUUCAGUUUACAUGAAAUUUAAUUUGGGACUGUAGGUUUUACUGCAAAUUGGCCUUACUUCUUCUGGCUAUCUCUUCUUCUUUUCACUUUUUUUGUGAAUUUUAUUUUGUACCCCAAAUCUUUGAAGUCAAGUAUUGGGAAAAAUACUUUGACAUUAAAAUGUAGGUUUCUGUUCUCUGUCAAAUGAGGACAACUUUUUAAUUUUAGGCUGUCCAGCCGUUCAGGUUAGUUCUUUUUGGUCACACCAGCCAAUUUUGCCCGUUGCUUUGGCUCUUUGUUCAAGUAGUUUCUCCCUCCCCGUAUCCCUGCACAGCCUUCCUCCAUUUGCCAGCCAUAUAGCUCUCUGCUGAAGCAUCUCUGCUCUGGCCUUUUUACACCUUUACUGUUCUGUGCUGUUACUGUAUUUUGCAAGGCGGGUGCAUGCUGACUGUGAUAUUACUCUACUCCCAUCACCCAUCCGUUGCCUGCCCUGCUACUUUUUAUAGCUUGGCCUGGCUGUCACCACAUCCCUGAUGCCCGUGUCCUUCCUGUUGAGCUCUAUGCGGCUGCACACUUCCAUGUUCCUAUCCCUGUUCUUAUCCCUGUCCUGCCACCCCUGUCUGUAACUUUAAGGCUUCGUUACUUCUGUUUGUCCCCUCCCCUGAUCCCUCCGUUUUGAGAUAUGGCUGAAUGGAGAUGUAGCAUCACUCUAGGUUGGCUUCAGCUGUUAUGUAGGAAUGUCGGCUAGUUUUAGUCCACUCUGGCCAUACAAAAUUCAUAUUGCUUUUACUUUGUUGAUUAGCUCUCCUCUUUUUAUUUUUGUAAGUGAUGUAACAUGUUAUUGAUUUCCAUUUAGAAGUCUGAAAUGAGCAUGAAUUAUUUGUUGUCUGAGGUCAACUUUCUUCCUUGCCUUUCAGUCAGUCUACAGUCGUGGCCAAAAGUUUUGAGAGACACAAAUAUUAAUUUUCACAAAGUUUGCUGCUUUAGUGUCUUUAGAUAUUUUUGUCAGAUGUUACUAUGGAAUACUGAAGUAUAAUUACAAGCAUUUCAUAAGUGUCAAAGGCUUUUAUUAACAAUUACAUUAAGUUGAUGCAAAGAGUCAAUAUUUGCAGUGUUGACCCUUCUUUUUCAAGACCUCUGCAAUCCGCCCUGUCAUGCUGUCAAUUAACUUCUGGGCCACAUCCUGACUGAUGGCAGCCCAUUCUUGCAUAAUCAAUGCUUGGAGUUUGUCAAAAUUGGUGGGUUUUUGUUUGUCUACCCGCCUCUUGAGGAUUGACCACAAGUUCUAAAUGGGAUUAAGGUCUGGGGAGUUUCCUGGCCAUGGACCCAAAAUAUUGAUGUUUUGUUCCCCGAGCCACUUAGUUAUCACUUUUGCCUUAUGCCAAGGUGCUCCAUCCUGCUGGAAAGGCUUUGUUCAUCACCAAACUGUUCCUGGAUGGUUGGGAGAAGUUGCUCUCGGAGGAUGUGUUGGUACCAUUCUUUAUUCAUGGCUGUGUUCUUAGGCAAAAUUGUGAGUGAGCCCACUCCCUUGGCUGAGAAGCAACCCCACACAUGAAUGGUCUCAGGGUGCUUUACUGUUGGCAUGACACAGGACUGAUGGUAGCGCUCACCUUGUCUUCUCCGGACAAGCUUUUUUCCAGAUACCCCAAACAAUCGGAAAGGGGAUUCAUCAGAGAAAAUGACUACCCCAGUCCUCAGCAGUCCAAUCGCUGUACCUUUUGCAGAAUAUCAGUCUGUCCCCUGUGUUUUUUCUGGAGAGAAGUGGCUUCUUUGCUGCCCUUCUUGAUACCAGGCCAUCCUCCAAAAGUCUUCGCCUCACUGUGCGUGCAGAUGUACUCACACCUGCCUGCUGCCAUUCCUGAGCAAGCUCUGUACUGGUGGUGCCCCGAUCCAGAAACCACAUUGAGCCUCAGUAGAGAUGCUACACAAAUUAGCAAGCCUAAGCUCUGUGGCAAUUUCUAAAUUUCCAGCAACCACAGGCGAUUAACAACCUACUCCAAAGGAAACCUGCUUAAACAUUGCCCUGAAGUUGUUGACUACUGAGAGAGCCAGAGAAAGUGAUAGAGUGUGGGUGGGGGUGCAAAAAAAAGAGUCGCUACAAAGAACACUGGCACCUGACAACUAAAUACUGAAAGAAUUCAGGCUUUGAGCUCCCAGCCCAACGCUCACCUCUGGCUGACCUGGUGAAUGUGUCCAGGCUGUGUUCAGUUCCUCUGCUGCUUCACACAGAUUCACAGAGCAACACUUCACUGCUAUUUGUUUAUGCCUGCAGCUGAAUCAACUUUAGGAGACGGUCCUGGCGCUUGCUGGACUUUCUUGGGCGCCCUGAAGCCUUCUUCACAACAAUUGAACCGCUCUCCUUGAAGUUCUUGAUGAUCCGAUAAAUGGUUGAUUUAGGUGCAAUCUUACUGGCAGCAGUAUCCUUGCCUGUGAAGCCUUUUUGUGCAACGCAAUGAUGACGGCACGUGUUUCCUUGCAGGUAACAACGGUUGACAAUGAUUCCAAGCACCACCCUCCUUUUGAAGCUUCCAGUCUGUUAUUCAAACUCAAUCAGCAUGACAGAGUGAUCUCCAGCCUUGUCCUCGUCAACACUCACACCUGUGUUAAUGAGAGAAUCACUGACAUGAUGUCAGCUGGUCCUUUUGUGACAGGGCUGAAAUGCAGUGGAAAUGUUUUUGGGGGAUUCAGUUCCUUUGCAUGGCAAAGAGGGACUUUGCAAUUAAUUGCAAUUCAUCUGAUCAUUCUUCAUAACAUUCUGGAGUAUUUGCAAAUUGCCAUCAUACAAACUGAGGCAGCAGACUUUGUGAAAAUUAAUAUUUGUGGCAUUCUCAAAAAUUUUGGCCAUGACUGUAUAUGGGAAAACAUUUUGUAAAAUGAAAUCCAAAUUGGAACUAAUGCCAGGCCAUUUAAGGGAGGUCAUUUCAAGUAGUGCAGUUCACAAGAGAGUCUGUUUUUCUGUUUUAAGUAGGUAAUUGCAGUGCGAGUCUUUUUAUAGGCGAACACCCAUUAGAGAGGGAAAGGACCUUAUGUUACUUUUUCCCCUAAUUUCAUUCAGUUAAUCUUUAGGAAUGUUUGUUUAGUUCAGACCUUACUAUCCCAGCCACUCCUUCUCCUGCUUCCCACCCAUGCUAAAGGGUCUGAGUUUGCUUGUGCCAACUUAGCUUCUGCAUGAGUUUAAAGUGGAAAUGCAUUUUAUUUUACAAGCUCCAAAAUGACACUCAGCCUGUACAUUGAACAGCACCUGAUCAGUAGCGCAUCCACACACCUCAGCAAUAUAUUGACAAGUGAACAUACUCCACAAAGUCUUUGAAAAGUUCUUCCUUUCUUUGUUUCAAUAAUAUUCAGCAAAUGCACAAAGUGAAUUGCUUUUUUGUUGAUUUGAUGCAAGUUGUUUUGCUAUUAAUGAACUUAACUUGCAUUUUAGCUGGGCCCCACAGGCGUCGUGGUGGGUUGUGUGACUGUGUCUAUCAGUAGUGAAGACAUUUAGUCCCAAGGGCUCUUAACCCAUCAAAAUUCACCCAGGGUGUUGAGUAGGUCCGUCUAAACUUUUAGACUUCUUAUUCUUUUCAUUUACUGCAUUUACCGUUUUUUGUAUUGUAUUGCAACUGAGUUUUUGAUGUCAACAUUUUUAUGUCAAAAUGUUGUUUCUUUAAUUCUGCAUUUAAAUGGUAGUGGAACAUAGUGUAGAAGGGGGUGGGGUUAAAGGGACAUAAAAUAAAAAAAUAAAAAAAAUAAAUGUCAUAUUCAUCAUCUCCAGCACCACCCCAACAUCAACAUAUGCAAAAAUUGUGCAUUUCUGUGUUUUGUAGUAAAAAAAUAUAAAGAUCUGUUUUUCCAAUGACAUCAUCAACCAAUUAGUAGGUAAUAUUUACUCAAAAUGUGUCAAUCGCACGAUGCACACCGAUGAUGUCAUUGGAAACACUUAUCUUCCGCUAUCUUUUUUUACUAUAAAACAUAGAAACGCUCCAUUGUCCCGUAUGUUGAUGUUGGGGUGGUGCUGGAGAUGAUGAAUAUGACGUUGAGAAAAAAUAGUUUUCCUUCAUGGGUUUAAGGGUUCAGAAAAGCAGAUCUUGGGCUAGGAUGGAACAUGCAAUGGUCCCAUAGGUGGAGGCAUGGGUCUUCGGUAAUGCGUUUACAAUAAGAGCAAAUGUUCUCUGUUUAUUUGAAAAUGUAUGAAGUCUACGCUGUAAUACACCUUGAAUAUUAUUGCCUCCGUCUGCUGGGACUGGGCAAUAAUCACAUUGGUUUUAAGAGCAUGGUGAUUUGCAGCCACUUUAAGCAUUUUUGUUCAGUGGAAAGUGGUAGGGUUUGUGGAAGAAUAGCCUACAUAUAUUGAUGGCCGAAACAAAUAGCUCCAGUGCCUUCAGAAAGUAUUCAUACCCCUUGACUUAUUACACAUUACACAAUUCAAAAUGUAUGAAAUCGUUUUUUUCUCUCCCCCAUCUACACGCAGUACCACAUAAUGACAAAAUAUAGCAAAUUUAUUGAAAAUGAAAUACAGAAAUAUUGAAUUUACGUAAGUAUUCACACCGCUAAGUCAAUACUUUCUAGAAGCACCUUUGGCAGCGAUUACAGCUGUAAGUCUGCUUUCCACACCUAUUUUAAGCACUGUCAAAUUGGUUGUUGAUCAUUGCAAGACAACCAUUUUCAGGUCUUGCCAUAGAUUUUCAAGUAGAUUUAUGUAAAAACUCGGCCACUUGGGAACAUUCACUGUCUUGUUAAGCAACUCCAGUGUAGAUUUGGCUUUGUGUUUUAGGUUAUUGUCCUGCUGAAAUGUGAAUUAUUCUCCCAGUGUCUGGUGGAAAGCAGACUGAACCAGGUUUUCCUCUAGGAUUUUGCCUGUGCUCAGCUCCAUUCUGUUUUAUAUUUUUUAUCCUGAAAACCUCCCCAGUCCUUAAUGAUUACAAGCAUAACCAUAACAUGAUGCAGCCACCACUAUGCUAAAAUAUGGAGAGUGGUACUCAGGAAUUUGUUGUAUUGGAUUUGGCCCAAACAUAACACGUAUUCAGGACAAAAAGUUAAUUGCUUUGACACAUUUUUUGCAGUAUUACUUUUGAUGCAAACAGGAUGCUUGUUUUGGAAUAUUUGUAUUCUGUACAGGCUUCCUUCUGUUCUCUCUGUCAAUUAGGUUAGUAUUGUGGCGUAACUACAGUGUUGUUGAUCAUCCUCAGGUUUUGCCCAUCACAGCCAUUAAACUCUAACUGUUUAAAUGUCACCAUUGGCCUUGUGGUGAAAUCCUUUGGCAGUUUCCUUACUCUCUGAGUUAGGAAGGAUACCUGUAUCUUUGUAGUGACUGGGUGUAUUGAAACACCAUCCAAUGUGUAAUAACUUCACCAUGCUCAAAGGGAUAUUCAAUGUCUGCUUUUUUUAUUUCAAUGUCUGCCCUUCUUUAGGAGGCAUUUUAAGUCCUCCCUGGUCUUUGUGGUUGAAUCUGUGUUUCAAAUUUACUUCUCGACUAAGGGACAUUACAGAUAAUUGUAUAUGUGCGGUAUCAUGUUAAACGCUAUUAUUGCACACAGAGUGAGUCCAUGCAACUUAUUGUGUGACGUGUUACACACAUUUUUACUUCUGAACUUAUUUAGGCUUGCCAUAACAGAGGUUGAAUACUUAUCGACUCAAGGCAUUUAAAAAAUAUAUUAUUUUUUAUUUGUAAAACAUAAUUCCACUUUGACGUUAUGGUGUAUUGUGUGUAGGUUAGUGACAUCUCAAUUGAAUCGAUUUUAAAUUCAGGCUGUAACACAACAAAAUGUAGAAAAAAUCUACGUGUGAAUACUUUCUGAAGGCACUCAAUAAAAUGUGUUCAUAAUAUACACCAUUUUAUGUAUGAAGUUCUCUAGCUUCAACCUAUCUGUACUUUGUUCCUCUGGAUGUCUCGGAACCAAACCUCCUCAGAGUAAUUAUACAUGAAGCCUUCAACCGUUUGUCCUCCAUCUCCCUUUGACUAUUGAAUUGCAAUGCAUUUCGUUAGCCCAGGGUAUUAUGCACAGACGGAGCAGGUGAUGACUCAAAAUUCAAACAAGAAAUUCAUCCUGAAUCUCUGCCCUUCAAGUCAGCCAUUUUGGUGGUUAUAGCUGUCCUAUUGGCCAGCUGUCUUUUUCCUUUAGAAUGGAUGGGCUCCUAUUGAACAGGAUGUCUUCAUUACCACCUGGCGCUCAGCAUUUCAAGGUUAUCAGAUGUACUGUGCUGUUUGCAGGUAUAAUCGUUUGUCAAGAUCAAAAGGUUUAAAACCAGGCAAUGCUUUACGAGGGCCAAUUUCCUGGACCCAGAUUAAGCCUACUCCUGAAUUAAAAAGAAUCUCCAAUGAAAGUGCUUUUUAGUUCAGAAAUAGUCUUAACUUGACAUGAUGAUGACCAAAGACACAUUAGGCUUUAAAGAGGCUAAACAACAGGGGUUAAAAGGUGUCUGUGAUAAAUGCCUCUUUCUGUGGCCAGGUGCCUUUCUCCUGUGAUAAAUCAGACUUCCUGAUUUAAAUUAUUUAUACCCUGGAUAAAGAGAUGCAGCAGUGCUCUCUUCCAUCCUCCCUGUAUGUGUCUCUGGGUUUCCUCUUCUUUAAGACCUGGCUACAUUUUAAACCAUUUUAAACAAUCAGCCUUGCGUGUUUAGACUAGAAGGCUAAUGGGGGCGUGGUAGAGGGAGAGACGGAGAGGGAGAUUCUAUCCAACAGCUCUACUGCUCCACAGCACAGGCCAAAAACAGAGGGAUUUCAUUCUCUCCCGCAGCGUUUGCUGUCCUGACGUUUAUUACGCGGUUGUCUUUAGUUUCAUUACACUCAAAGCAGGGCAACUCGUUUUUAUAGGAGAAAAAAAUAGAUGACCUCUCUCUGGAGAGACAGCAGGACAUAAAAGGGCAGUUGUUUGAAAUGUGUACACAAAUCACGGAUGGGAUAAUUUACUCAGGCCUAUUUGCCAAUGUACAGUAGUCUACAGAAAGCUUUUAGUCCAUAUAAAUAAGUCAGGAGGGAGCAGAGUAAGAGCUGUGAACCUUUACAAAGCUGGAGGGGUUUACUGGACUAGGUUUCUUUGAGGCCUUUGUUUCUCCAGAUUCUGUGAGUGUUUUUAAGUGUGGUGAGAGGGCGCUCAAAGUGGCUGCAAAUCAUUCACUGUGGUUCCAAUCUUAGCAGGGCCUGUAUGUUUCUCAUGUUUGUUACGCUUCCAAAACUCUGCAUGAACAGCACAUCAUGAAAUGUGUUUCAAAGGAAUGCGUCAUAUUUAGAUUUUGUACUUGACAUCAUUUUGUAAUUUACUAAUCCUUCAGCAUUUCAAAACCACUGUUCUGUUAUGUUUAUUCUCGUUUUAAAACUGAUUUUCAUUUGAUAUUACAUGGUUGUGAAAAUGGAACUAGUUCUUUUGGGUCUGUGGGAGGAAGCUUACAGCUGCCAUGGAGAACAAAUUGCUCUCUUGCUGCCAUGGGGAACAAAUUGCUGUCUUGCUGGAUCCCAAUCGAACUAAAAUUAUUUCCGUCUCUUGAAUAAAACAUUUAAUUAUAAUCUAUUGGGUAAAAUAGCUGCUCCCUACCAUCUGCAAUCAGGUGGAAGUUUUUUGUCUGUUUGCUAGAUUGCUUCUGUUUGUAGAAAUCCAUCCAAUGUGCUGUAUGUUUUAAAGCAUUCCUGUUCAUCAGAGCAUAAAUAGAUGUAUGGCUUCAUCCAUUUCUUCUUUUUAUCAUGGCUACUCUUCAAUAAAUUCAAAUAGUUUAGCCACUAAAAUUAAUUUGAGAAGAAAAAUAAAAACCUAUUAAAGCAUAAUUGUGCUCCAUAUUGUUGCAUGGUUCCUACAUAUGAGUGCAUUUGGAAUGGGAAAAGUGAGAGGGCUUGUGGGUGGAAUGUAAAGUGACUGGAAUUUCUUCAUAGACAAUGCACCACAUUGGCUUGUAAUGAGUCAUAGAUAUCUGGCAUUCUUCCGAUUACCAACAAAAAGCGAUCUUAUUUUUCAGUCAUAAGCACUGUAGCUACAGUUUUGAAUGAUGUGCAACCUAGUUGCACCUCUUAUUUUUAAUUGUUUUUAUUGAUAUGUUGAAUUCACAGUAUCGAUAAAGGUUUUGCAAAUUAGGAUAGCUUGUCUGCCUCUCCUCUCCCUUCUCCUGCAACAGUCUUCAGGAUUUUACAUCCAUGCUCUCACCUUAGCCUAGGGCUAGGCUCUUAGGCCACCAAGGCUUCCAUUUCUUCCAUCAUAUCAUCUUGAGUAGACAGUCAGGUAUUGCGUGUUUAUUUCUUACCAUGGGGUGUCAUAAGCCUUCUCCAACUCCAUGUUUUUUGUCACCCUUUUAUGCCAGUAGCCAAACUAUCCCGUUUGUUUUCACAGAAGUGGAAGAUGACAAUCUACCAUGCGGCAUCUGCCAUUUCACCUGCUUGAAGCUGCACUCUACUGUACUCUGCAUUGAGGACCUGAUAACUAGGAAUGCUUUUGAAAUGUACUCAACAUUUGCUGCCAUUUUCCUCAGGUGUUUUAGGAGGACAUUCAGAAAAACAUAUUGAGCAGGAAUAGAACGAGACCUUUGAAUGACGGUUCCAUUUUCACAUAUACUUUUUGUUCAACAGUUUUUUUAAAGUUUUUUUUUUAGUACAUUUGAAUGUUCAGCUCUUAUUGCUCAUUCGCUGUCUCGUUUUUAUUCCAGGAAGUUCCCUCUGAAGCAGGGAGUGUCUGCAUAUAAAAUGGUCUGCAGUUCUCUGCUUCAUAGAUGCCACCACCGUCUCCUCUUCUAUGACCAUGGAAGGCCCUCGCAGUGCUUUUCCCACCUCUUCCAGCUCCAUCGUGCACUCCACUACCUCAGCCACCGACCAGACCUCUGCUCACACCGGCAUCGCCGCUCCAGAUGAAGGUGUAAGUAGCAGAGCGGUGGCGGAGAUGCUUGGCGCCGAGGGCGGGACUGGCAACAGUGGGAGUGCUGGUGGCGGCAGGGCUGGCGGCGAGAAAGGAGGAGGGGCCGGAUCCCUAGGUGGAGGAGGAAGAGGGGGGGCAUCCCAGGAGGCCCAGCAGCACCACCAGAUGACCCCCUCCAAGCGGCGGACGGUGCUGAACAUCUCGCCUCCGCCCGAGGACCUGUUUGACGACAGCCGCAUGUCCUGCCAGGAGGAUCAGCUCCAGGACUCCGAGCAGAGCAAUAGCAUCUGGAUGGAUGACUCCGCCUCUAACUUCAGCAUUGUCAGCUCCAGCUCCUACAACGACAACACAGAGGUGCCCCGGAAGUCCCGCAAGCGCACCCCCCGCCAGCGACCUGGGCCUAAGCCUGCCUCGGCCGAGGAGGCCAGCAUGGACGUGUUUGAUGCAGACAGUGCCAAAGGGCCUCACUUUGUGCUCUCACAGCUGGGCUCAGACAGCAAGGCCUGUACCAAAGGAAGUUCGGCAGAUGGCCCCCAAACAACCCAUCAAAAAGGUGGGACCCUAGCGAGCCAGUUCCCUCAGAAGAGUGAGGGCAAGGAGCUGAAGAUCCUGGUCCAGCCUGAGACCCAGCACAGAGCCCGCUACCUGACUGAGGGCAGCAGGGGGUCAGUGAAGGACCGCACUCAGCAGGGCUUCCCCACCCUAAAGCUGGAGGGUGUGAAUGAGGCAGUGGUGCUGCAGGUGUUUGUGGGUAAUGACGCUGGGCGUGUGAAGCCACAUGGGUUCUACCAGGCCUGCAGGGUAACUGGGCGCAACACUACAGCCUGCAAGGAGGUGGACAUCGAGGGCACCACUGUCAUUGAAGUGUCCCUGGACCCCAGCAAUAAUAUGACCCUGGCGGUGGACUGCGUGGGGAUCCUGAAGCUGCGUAACGCUGAUGUGGAAGCUCGUAUCGGGGUGGCCGGCUCCAAAAAGAAGAGCACGCGUGCCAGGCUGGUGUUUCGGGUCAACAUCCCCAGGCCGGACGGCUCGGUGCUCACGUUACAGACACCGUCGUCCCCCAUCCUGUGCACCCAGCCUGCAGGGGUGCCUGAGAUUCUGAAGAAGUCCCUCCACAGUUGCUCGGUGAGGGGUGGUGAGGAGGUCUUCAUCAUUGGGAAGAACUUCCUCAAGGACACCAAGGUCAUAUUCCAGGAAAAUGUAUCAGAUGAGAAGUCUUGGAAGGCAGAGGCUGAAAUUGACAUGGAGCUGUUUCACCAGAAUCACUUGAUUGUGAAGGUUCCUCCUUACCAGAACCCAGCCAUCGCGUCUGCAGUGUGUGUGGGAAUGUACGUGGUGACCAAUGCUGGCCGAUCCCAUGACGUGCAGCCUUUUACAUACACUCCAGAACCAGUGGACAUAUCUGUGAAGAAAGAAGUUCCAUCUCCAGGCAAGCCCUGCUCUUUUGAUCAACGGAUGAAAGUAAUUGAUGGUGCCUUGAUGCCCCCAAUGUUGCCUCUUGUGAAGAGAGAAGAGGUCACUCCAAUGGAGGUCUCCAGCAACCUCUCUUCUGCUGGCGUGUUCAAGCGGACCCCCGAUGUCAUGUGUUCGGCCCAGCAGACACUGGACAUGAGUUCCAACCUUCCCCCCAACAACAGCCCGUUCUCCAACUCCUUGCCGCCACCUGCCAGUGACCCUAAAGAAUCCCAAACAGCAGUCUUCAACACUGCAGAGGCCCUGAGCACCAUACAGAAGCAGGACAUCGCUCCCACCAACUCCUUUCCCGUGCCUGCAGACUCUCUACUCCAACCUGGACCUCAGCAGUUCCUCCUGGAGCCCAGAGAGGGGCUGGGGCAGGACAGGGCCGGCAACAAUGCUGGGGCGGUAGGGAGGCUCAGUCAACAUGUGGAGGCCCCUCAACCUGCCCCCCAGCAGCACCAGCUGCCCGUAUUCCCCCCAGACGAUGUGGCCCAACUGGAACAAGCAGUGAGACAACUGCAGGCUAAAGGGUACUGCAGCCAACAGCAACAGCGACAACAGCAACAGAUUCAGCAGCAACAAAUUCAGCAACAACAGCAGCAACAAAUUCAGCAACAACAAAUUCAGCAACAGCAACUACAGCAACAACAACAGAUUCAGCAGCAACAAAUUCAACACCAGCAGCAACAACAGCAACAGCAAGUGUUGGAGAACCUGCGGCAGGAGCUGUUUAAAUCACAGAUGCCAAUGCAUUGUGGCAUAUUCCAGGGUGGUUCUCGAGGUGAGAACGCUGAACAGCAGGGUUCCCAGCAGGGCAUGGUGCAGAACCAUGGUUCCCUCUUUCAGCAGGCCCAACAACAGCAGCAGCAGAGGCAACAACAGAAACAGCAGCAGCAAGCAGCACUCUUUCAGCAAGCCAAUGAGCUCCUCUCCAUUCAGACCAACUUCCUCCAUCAGACCCCUUCUCAUCCCUCUCCACCCCUCUUCCAUAACCCCAGCCCCCUGGCUGAGGCACAGGACCCACAGGGGGCGCUGUUCCACACUCAGAAGGCCUCUCCCACCCAGGAGCAGGUCCAGGCAACCCUCUUCCAGAACACCCUGACAGUGUUGAGUAGGACCAGCCUCUCCCCAGAGCAGCCCCCCUCUGUCGCCAACCUGUUCCUCCCCCAGGGUGCCCUGCCUGGGCAGCUCUCCGCUAGCGGCAGCCAGCAGCAGCAGCUGGCCUUCCUCAGUGCCCUGCAGACCUCAGCCCCUGAGCCCCAGUCAGUGUUCCAGGCUCAGACCCAGCUUUCCCCCAUCCAGCAGGGGACCCCCAUGGAGCAGCAGCAGCCCUCCCAGCCCCAGUCUCAGCCACCUCAGCAGAACUCCAUGUUUCAGAACAUCUCCCCUCAUCCACCUGCAAACACUCUCUCUCAGACCCAGCAGCAGCAGGCUGGCCUACUGUUCUGCAGCAACCCCCUCUCCACUCCAGAGCAGCCCCCCAGUCUGCUGUUCAGUGGCCAGGGCCAGAUGCCCCCCAUGAGCAGCAGCAGCCUGAACUCUCAGGAGCCCCAAAACCCCUCCAUGCUGUUCUCUCAGGCCAGCAUGGUGACGGUUAGCCAGCAGGAAUCCUCUGAGCCCAUGGCCUUCCUGGACCAGAGCCAGGUGGUGGGGAACCCCUCAGAGCCUUGCCAGCAGGGCCUGUUCCAAGAGCAGCAGCCCAUGCAGCUGAUCACCAGCUCCAACAACGGCCCAGAGCAGCCCGUCUCUCUCUUCAUGCCCCAAUCCAACAUGGCUGCCCUGCAGGGUUGCAUGGCUGCCCAGGUGCUCCCGCAGACAGGCAUCUUCAGCACUCAGAAUGGGGUGGCAGGCCUGCAGACCACCACCUCCUCCCCCGUGCAGCAGCCAGGGUCACUGUUCCACACAGCAGUCAGUGGGAGCCUCAACCAGCCCAGCGAGACCCAGCAGCCAGGCCUCUUCCUCUUUGGGAUUCAGAACGAGUGUGGCCAGCUGAUAAACUCUCCUGGAACCACUCUGUCUGAUCAGAUCAUUGCCAUCAGUCAGUCUGGUCAGAACCAGAGAGAGAGCGAGGCCCAGAUCCAGUCGCUGCUCAACCAGUCCAUGUCUGAGUCAGGGAGCAUGCAGAACAGCAUGACGGCCUCCCAGAACAUGGAGAAGAUAGAUGACCUGCUCGUCAGCCUGCAGGAGCAGGGCAACAACCUCACUCGCUCCUACUAGGCCUGCUAUAGGUUUCAGGAGCCCAGAAGACCCCCAGUGUGAACCCCCAUUACAGAUGUCAGAAGACCCCCAGUGUGAACCCCCAUUACAGAUGGCAGAAGACCCCCAGUGUGAACCCCCAUUACAGAUGGCAGAAGACCCCCAGUGUGAACCCCCAUUACAGAUGGCAGAAGACCCCCGGUGUGAACCCCCAUUACAGAUGGCAGAAGACCCCCGGUGUGGACCCCCAUUACAGACGGCAGAAGACCCCCGGUGUGGACCCCCAUUACAGAUGGCAGAAGACCCCCGGUGUGGACCCCCAUUACAGAUGGCAGAAGACCCCCGGUGUGGACCCCCAUUACAGACGGCAGAAGACCCCCCGUGUGAACCCCUAUUACAGAUGGCAGAAGACCCCCAGUGUGAACCCCCAUUACAGACGGCAGAAGAAUGAAAACAAACUCAACGGUGGGCUCCUGUCCGAACUCCAAGUUACAUGUAAGCCUCAGCGGCCUUUUUCUCCAAGGACAGUUUUCAUGUGUAGAUGCUCCACAGUGGCGCUGAGCAGGGCACCAGUCCUCCACUGCAUCUAAACCUGGACCUCAAAAUAGGACAUAGGUUGUAGUUACCCCACAACUGUCAGUGUGUUCAGUGUAUCUCGCAGCUAGUCGCCUCCAGCUCUUAAUGAAACAUGACACUAUGUAAUGUUUGGCUAACUCAUCAGUUCUCAGAGCAGCACUUUGCGGUGUGGUUUAAUAAGGAUGGUGGUAGAAGCUACCACAGCAUUCUGUCUUCUCCAGGACCAGAGUGUGGGCUCAGAAUUGUUUAUAACGCAUUGUUGUCCUUUUUAUACGAAAUUAAAAGUAUUUUAGGAAAUAGCAAAAGAAAAUAUACAGUUCGUGAAAAAUAAACCUUUGUAAGAUAUUUUGACUUUAGUUCUUUCAGCACUUUACGAUGCUUUCCUUUUGUGGCCAGUUACUCAUUAAGUUGGCCUAUGCAUUCACUAGUCAGCUAUUAAGUCAGUACAUCUCGACAACUUUAUUACUCAUGCAUGUGUUUUGAGUUAUGGCUUUAGUUUUUUUAUUGUUCCUUUCAUGAAAUACCAGUUUCUUAUUGGCAGCCAUCUUCCCAUUACCCAUUCAUGAGAAUAACUCCAAAUAUUUGAGUAUUACACCAUGGAUUUCUUUCCCUGAUUAGACUCUGUAGUACGAGAGAUGCUCUAGAUUAGGGUCAAUGUGGAUCAAGAGAAAAGAAAUCAUCCAGCCUUUAAAUUAUUAAUUUCCAGUCUACACAAUUAAAUAAUAGGCCUACAUUUUGAAUAAAUCAGAACCAUAUAUGUGUACUAUAUACCAGUGUGCACGGUUGUCUGAUGUAAUUAAAGAGUAUAUUGUUAUUUGUAUCAUUCUAUCGCAAAUGUAGUUAAUGUGUUGUUUUGUAAGGAUGUCUCCAUGGAAGAUGUUUGUAUUAGCUCAUGUCUGGCACGCACAAACUGGACUUUUAUCCAUAGAUCAGAGAGGAGUUUUCCGUAUGUUUGUCUUACUGUAAAAUACCAACGCUCUUGCCGACAGUGGGCCACCCCAGGACCUGAGUCAAGGCCUCAAGUCACAGCCUCCUUUUUCGUCUUCAUGAAUGGCCAGUUUUAUGGCUCAUAUUGAUUGGUGUGUUCAUAUUUGUCGUUUGAGACUCGCCAUGUUUUGACAGGAAGAAAGUGGUGAAAAUGACUGGAGCAGUUAUCUGUUUUGCCUUGACCAUGAAUGGUUGUUUGUAGUUGGAUUAUUAGUGUCAGGCGUGAUAUACAGGUGUAUGAUCUUAAUUUAAUCACUCUUUUGUUGCUGAGAAUUUUCCUGCACUGCAAGAUAAACUUUUAUUAUUAUUAUUUGUAUUUUAUCGUUUUUGUAUAUAUUUUUAUUGUACUUUUUAACCCCAAUUUCAUGAUAUCCAAUUGGUAGUUAGUCUUGUACCAUCGCUGCAACUCUGCAACUGCAACACGACUCUGCCAAGCCGCACUGCUUCUUGACACACAGCUCGCUUGUGUGUCAGAUUUCGACUUUGAAAUUUCAGACAUGAUUUACCCUAAUGAAAAAUGUAUCAAUCCCAACAAAAAUGUCCAUUAAUUAUAAUCCACAGAAUAAUUCGCAUUUCCUUUUGCUGCAGGAUUAUUUUUCUGCUGUAGCAAACUGGCUCAAAUUAAGACCCUACACCUGUACUGCUGCCAAACUGGUUUGUGCUUUUAUUCUUUACAUGUGAGUAUUGGGCUGGAGUGGAGCCAACAGUAAGAUUGUGUCUUGUUUUUAGUCUGAAUCUGAGUAUACACAUGAACAAGGGGCUGGUCUCUGAUGACAACAAAAACAGCUUUGUUGAGUGCCUCCAUCUUUCUCUCUUAGUGUUGUUGUCUUUUAUUGUGGGUUCUUAACAUCAUUACCUCUUAUUCACUUUAAAAACAAGCAAAUUUUUUAAAUGGAGAGUAUUUAAACUAUUUUUAGUAAUGUGAUUGGUGGGGCCCCAUAUUCCCCAUCCCAGAGUUUGAGCUGUGUUCUUUUAGAUAUUUAAAGGGACCCUACUCAUGAAGAAUGAACCGUUAAGUUGCUUUAGAGAAAAGAGCUGUCUGUGAUUGGCUUUCUUCAACUCUUGUGAAAUAUUAGUAGUUUUGUUUCCAAUAGUCAUGAGUAUUUGUGAAUUUUUAUAAGAUUUACAAAUAUUUUAUCAUAUCUUUUUUACUGGUGUAGUUCUAAUACAUCUUUUCAGAAAUCAUAUCUAAUUUAUUUGGUAUUUUUUGUCUUAGAUAUUGUCUAAAUUGUGUCCCACAAUCAUAUUUGUGCUACAAAUGACUUGAUGUACAAGUUUGGUUCUGAUUUAACUCCGUAAUUGUAUUAAUAUUAGUUAUGUGGAUUUGGCCCUUCCCCACCUGUUGAAACUGUAGUUGGCUGUGGUCUUGUGUGACAUAUCUGUCAGUGAAGCUUAUCUUCUCCCUGUAGAAGUGAGGACAGGGAUACAACUUUAUGAUUGAGGGAGUUAAAAUGUACCAUGUACACUGAGUCACAUGUACAUUCCUGUGCAUUGUUUUCUUCCCUUUGAUAGAUUUCUGUUCAUAUGCCAGGUUGAGAUUAAUUGUACAGUAUGUUUGUCCAAAUCUGAUAGUUUAAAGUCAACUCCUUGUGAUAUCAUUCAUGAAACAUUGAACCUAUACUGUCACAUCUACAACUUAUUUCACCUCUUGAAUAAGGAAAGUGAAGGAAGUUAUUGGACAACUAUGCCAGUUAUAAAGCCAUACAGACAGUUAAAACAGCAUCUAUUAAAUAUUUGUUAAUAGGGUUUACAAAAAACUCCAAACGCAUAAUGUGUUUGUUACCUCAACCCGAGCAGGUUGCUAAUCAGGCCACCUUACUCAACAUUGGACCAAUUACAAUGAUAAAGUACAUUCUUUAUAUAUAGUAUACCUACAAUAUUUUGGCGGCAACAUGUUAAUGUUUUGUGUUAUGAAUACACAAUAAGAUUGUUAUUUUCAAGCAUAAGCAUAUUGAGUGUAAAAAUACCUAUUUUCAAAUGUAACCCAUGAAUAUCUCAUGUAGUAUGAGCUUUGACAAAAUAGGAGGGCUAUUUGUCAACUAGGCUACAUGUUUUACAUUGAUGACGACAUGAGUCUUUGUAAUUGAGUGUUGCUAUACUUUAUUGUGCCGGUAAAGGUUUCAUUUAUUGAAGACCUAAAAAUGAAAGUCUUUUCCUACUCAACCAAUGACUACAGAAAUGCAGGGGUCACCUUGAAAGUUCAGCUAUAUUUUUAGCAUAUUUGCACCCAGACUAACCAAUGAUUUAUGACAUCAGUGUACAGCAAAUAUAUUUUAGAAGUAUUGCUCAGUACAUUGGAUGAUAUACUUGUGCCUUGACAAACUUUUAUAGUAGAGACCAGAUUUAUCUUGUACCAUUGUUGCCUGUUUUAUUCACCACUGUGACACUAAUGUCAGUGGUUAUUAGCCCCUGAUAACUAGUAUCUUGCAAGCCAUACGACUUGUGUGCUUCAAAUGCCGUACAGAAAUGAGUGACCAGAUAAAUGUAUAGUGUUGUGCAUCUGAUUUAUUUUCACAGAAAUAUGAAUUGCAUUUGUUUAAUGUCGGUGCAAUUUAAGUUGUCUCAAACUGCUAUGCAGCUUGAUUCAAUAUAAAAUGUUACUUUUUUAAUAUAUAUUUUAUCUAUCUAGCCUCUCUUGAUUGUUCAUUGCAAAGGGGAACCCAUAACGAAAUAUUGUAAUUAUGUUAAUUAUUUAUGUAACUUUUUGAAAUAGUAUUGAUGCUGUGUGCCACUGGGAUUUUAUUUUAUUUUUAUGAUUGGGCUUGUGUCAGUCAAGACAAACCCAAAUUUCAACCUAAUUCAAACAAACUUGUCAUUCAGAAUUUUCAUCAAGGGUGUUUUGUUUUUAUUAUAAAUGUCAUCAGUUAGUCCGUUCACACAAUGUUCUGUUUGUGUCCCCUUAAUCUGUCUGGCUUUGGUUUGAUGUGAAAGUCUGCUUUAUUUCCAUUCAUUUAUUUUCUGGUGAUCAGUAUUGAACCUGUUGAUAGCAUGGGGAGUGCAUAUCACCUAUGUGUUUUUAGCUACCAUGUGAACAACUGUUAAAUAUUACCCUUUAAAAAAUGUAUCUAUAUAAAAUGUAUUUUUGCUUUUGUUGGGGCAUUUGUAUACUCUUGCAAUUAUAUUUAUGUAAACCUGCUGGUAUCUAUAUUAAUAAAGAUAGAUGAUAUGUU